Condylostylus longicornis is the source of this 1302-nucleotide messenger RNA. RefSeq lists its product as uncharacterized. The record is from RefSeq and is a predicted model, not a curated record. The transcript is spliced from 2 exons. Lineage: Eukaryota; Metazoa; Arthropoda; Insecta; Diptera; Dolichopodidae. The annotation marks the transcript as partial.
GAUGAAAUAAAAAUUGGUUUGAAUGCAAAACAUAAUAUUGCAAUUUUAACAAGAAGAAAACGUAAUACAAGCAUACUAACAACAAAACAAAAAUUAUUAUUUAAAAAACCAUUAGAAUUUCGAACAGUUAAGGAUCGUAAAGAAAUUGUAGAAAUUGUUGUAAAUCUAAAAUGUUUUGAAAUAUUUCCACCAAAUGUAAGAGCUCGAAUAUCAAAAUAUCUUGAUUUUAUAUCAAUUCAAUCUAAUCAUGAUAUUAUACAUGAAGGACAUACACCACUUUAUGUAUAUUUUAUAUUAAAUGGUGAAAUUAUUGCACAUCAAUUGAUGGAAGAUGAAUGUACAAAGAAAAUGGUAAGAAAAAAUAAAUUUCUAGUGACAUCUGGUGAUAUAAUCGGACAUAUUUCAUUAUGCCAUAAUACAAAACGAACUCAUACUUAUACGGCGAGAACUGAUGUCGAAUGUUUAUAUAUUGAUGCUGAUAUUUUUAAUGAACAUUUAAUAAUCUACAUUAAGAAAAAUAUUGAAUCAAAAUUUUUAGCCUUAAAUCAAUAUGAUGUUUUCAAUGAAUUUACAUUAGAGCAGAGAAAUUUUAUUGCUCUAUUCGGAAAAUUAAAGGAAUAUAAGCAAAUGGAGACAAUUUAUCAUAAAGAUCGUGGACUUUUAAACUAUGUUUAUUUUGUAAUAAGUGGUGAAUGUAUGAUUUUACAACAUUUAAAAGUUGAUGUAAGACGAACUAAUGCAAAUAAGAAAGUGUAUACAUUAAGUAACCAAUCAACUAAAGAUCAAAUAAAUGAAAAUGAUGAAAUGAAACGUGAAACAAUUGCCUUAUUACAAAAUAUUAAAAAAUAUCGUUCAACAAUUCAUACACCAGAUGAUUUAUUUACAAUUGGAUUUGAUAAGAAUCGAUUAAAAAAUCAAAAAUCCGAUAAAGAAGAUUAUUUCAUUGAUGUUGGUACAUUUUCAUAUGGUGCAAUAUUUGGUUUAGGUGAACCAAUGAAUGAUCGUGCUAUUAUGGCACGUACAACUGUUCAAUGUUUAUUAAUACCAAGAUUUUGGAUAUUUUCUAAAGAACAAAAUCAAGGUAAUAUUUGGCAAAAAUAUUUUGUUUCAUUAAAUAUUUUAGUACCAACAAGAGAACAACUGUUCAAUUAUUUUGUAAAUGAUAUGAAAUGGCGAAAAUUUAAAAAAGAUUAUAUAACAGGAAAAUUGAACAGAUUAAGUAAAUCAAAUUCAACAAAAAUUGAUGAUAUACCAUUAAUUGGUAGAAUAAUUGAAUUAAAUUAUGAAGAUGAUUUGAAAUAA